Molecule: messenger RNA, 573 nt
Organism: Macrosiphum euphorbiae (potato aphid)
Lineage: Eukaryota; Metazoa; Arthropoda; Insecta; Hemiptera; Aphididae
Source: the annotation of a GenBank genome assembly
AUGCGACUUGCCAGGAGAAAUUCCCUUCCACCACUGCCUCAUUCAUUGGCUGAAUUAGCCCAUGUUUUUGAGAUUAGGAGUUUGGGCCAGUAUACAUGCUGUGGCGAGUCUUUAUUUAAGGUCUGUGUGCGCGAUGUUGAUGGGCGAGGAUCCAUGAUAUUCGCGUGCACAGCUUUAAUACAAUUAGUAGUUGGUCAGAACAUGGAAGAAAUGCAUGUGGACGCAACGUUCAAAGUAGUCCCUUCAAACAUGGGAAACCAAAUGUUGAAAUAUUUCAUAUUUCUGGAUAGAAUUGCUCCUUUAAUUAAAGAUGUGAAAGUAGAUAAUGAACUUAUUAAUUCGAUGAUGGUGAAACAAAGUGAUGAAAUAGUAAACAUAAAAUUGCCAUUUGAUAACGAAGUAUACAGAUGGAAAGAAGCUGAGUGCAGUGUAAAAGUAUCGAUUACUGAUUUAGCAAACUGCAAAGGAUCAAGGCUGGCAAACGAUUUAUCCAACAUCAUACAAACAAUAUUUACACGGUCCAUGUCUAAUCCAAACAAGAAAAUAGGAUGUAUUAAAAAAUCAAAAUCAUAA